Molecule: messenger RNA, 4882 nt
Organism: Drosophila takahashii
Lineage: Eukaryota; Metazoa; Arthropoda; Insecta; Diptera; Drosophilidae
Source: RefSeq, a predicted model, not a curated record
CCGAAACCAAAAUCGAAAUCUGUGUCGCAAAUGUGGCACUAAUAAAUUAUCGCACAUUCGCUCGCCGCACUCGCGAGUGCUUCAUUAAUGCAGAAAUCGCAAAUGACGGAGAAUAUCUAGUUUUGCAGUGGCAGUUUUGCAGCGUUUGUUUCAUUUUGCUAGGAACGUGACCAAAAUUUCCAAGUGCCGCGUGGAUCGCUUCCAGCCGAAAUAAUACUAAAGUCUACAAGGGAGCCACGCUUCGCGGAGCAGCGAACAAACAAAAAGAACGCUAACUCCGUGGCCUAUAAAUAUCACUCUUCGAAAUUACUAAAUCCAAUUGCAGUCCAAUUAACAGCAAAGCGCCAAUGAAGCGCCAGUGAAAGAAACAGGAAAUAUAUAUCCGACAGAGGAGGUCCAUGUCGAGAACGUAAUUAACCAGAGGGGGCAAUGCAAACGCGACGAAAAUGUUGCAUCUCCUCGAAGGAUCAACAUCUGCUGCCAAGGACACUGACAAACCAAGGGGAAUCCUUCGCCAUUUAAGUUAAGAGCCCCCCAAAAAGGAGCAGGAUCUUACGCCACUCCCGUCCCCGCGUUAUGUUUGCACACCCCUGUCCUGCCCCAGCUGGAAUCAACCAAUCAGGACGACUGCUGCAUCCACUGCUCCACUGCCUCCUCCUGCUCCUUCUCGUCGCCUCCAGCCACUUCCGGCCGUCUCAUGGAGAGGUCUUCACGCUGGGCUACCUCACGGCCUCGCAACGGCGACCGGGAAACCUGGACUACAAUCGACCCGGUCUCACCAUCUCCGGCGCCAUCUCGCUGGCGGUGGAAGAGGUGAAUGCCGGUCGCCUCCGGGAUCGGGGUCACUCGCUCCAGUUCGUUGUGGCCGAGACUUAUGGCGAGGAGGUGGUCAGCAUCCGGCAAACGGCUGCCCUGUGGACGCAGCAGGUGGCCGCCUACAUUGGCCCCCAGGAGACGUGCGUCCACGAAGGUCGCAUGGCGGCCGCCUUCAACCUGCCCAUGAUAUCAUAUUACUGCACCCACCGGGAUCCCUCGAACAAGGCUGAUUUCCCCACCUUUGCCAGGACUCGACCGCCCGACACACAGAUCUCCAAGUCGGUGGUGGCUCUCUUGCUAGCCUUCAACUGGACGCAAGUGAGCUUUCUGUACUUGGACGACGACAGUGGUCAGUAUCAGCCCGUGGCGGAGACCAUCCUGAGCACUCUCAGUGAGGCUGGCGUGAGUAUCCGUGACAUUCGCACCUGGAACACCAUCUACCAUCACGGAUUUAUGGACAAUCCCUUCGAGGCGCUGGUGGAACAGACCUUGGCCAACACAAGAAUCUAUCUCAUUCUGGGCCACUACUACGAACACGUUGGCCUAAUGGUGAGCCUUCAAAAGCGGGGUCUUCUAUCCCGAGGCGACUACUUCGUCGUGGGCAUAGACAUCGAGCAGUAUGAUCCGGCCAAACCAGAAAAGUAUCUGCGUGGUUUACUUCUGGAGGAUGUGGAACCACUGGCCGUGCAGGCUUUUCAGUCCUAUCUGUCCAUUGUGCCCACUGCGUCCGUCUCCUUUGCCACUUUCGCCAACGAGGUCAACAAAUAUAUGGAGCGACCGCCAUUCAAUUUCCCCAAUCCGCUGGGUCCCUUUGGAGGCGUAAAGCAGAUAAGCGCCGAGGCUGCCUAUCUGUAUGAUGCCGUGCAUCUGUAUGCCAAGGCCCUGAUGGAAGUACUGGAUUCGGGCGGAAGGCCCAGGAACGGCAGCGCCAUUGUGGCGGCCAUCAAGGGCUCGCGAUAUCGCAGUGCCAUGGGCUAUCACGUCUACAUCGAUGAGAACGGCGAUGCGGCCGGUAAUUAUACAGUAUUAGCCAGGGGAACGGUGCGGAAUGGUCGCAAUCAGACGGUUCUGGGUCUGCGACCCGCGGGCACUUUCAUCCACCGGAACAGCAGCUUCAGCAGCGUUAGCAAGGCACUGCCCCACCAGGAUCUCAAACUCUUUAGCCCCAUCGACUGGGUGGGUGGUUCGCGGCCAGCAGCUGCUCCUCGUUGUGGAUUUGGUGGCGAAAAGUGCGUCAAUUAUACUGGCGAAAUAUCGGCGGCCAUUGCAGGCGGUGCUUUGUUGCUGCUCAGCCUGGUUUCGCUGGUCCUCUAUCGCAACUGGCGCUACGAACAGGAACUGGACAGUCUGCUCUGGAAAAUAGACUUUCGCGAGGUGCAGAUCCACGAGAACGAACGGGAAAGUCAAAGUCAGAAGCAGACUCGCCACUUGCUAAAUCACUUGCCGCGUCGUCUUCCUCCGCAGUCCACCCAUCCGCUGAUCCGCACCAGCCAGGUGAGCCUGAGUUCCAAUCCGGACGCCGAUUUCCGCUACACCACCAUCUUUACUCCGAUUGGACUGUACAAGGGUCAGCUGUAUGCUAUUAAGAAGGUGCGCAAAAAGAGUGUCGACAUCACACGCGAAAUGAAGAAGGAGCUGAAGUUGCUGCGAGAUGCCCGGCAUGACAAUAUUUGCGCCUUUAUAGGCGCCUGCACGGAUCCGCCAAAUAUCUGCAUCAUCAGCGAGUAUUGCACUCGUGGCAGCCUUAAGGACAUUCUGGAGAACGAGGACGUCAAGCUGGACAACAUGUUCAUUGCCUCCAUGGUGGCAGACAUUAUACGCGGCGUCAUCUAUUUGCACGACUCGCCCAUUCGCUUCCACGGGGCUCUGUGCACCUCCAACUGCCUGGUGGACUCGCGAUGGGUGGUCAAGCUGACGGACUUUGGCCUGUUCGCUUUUAAGCAGGGAAUCGAGGAUAGCUCCACGGAUAUGCAGCAUAUGUCGGCCAAGUGUCUGAAGCUUCUCUAUCGAGCUCCUGAGCUGCUGAGACAGGGUCCUUCCUCCCUGGUCAUGGGCACCCAACGCGGGGAUGCCUACUCCUUUGGCAUCCUGCUCUACGAGAUGCAUGUGCGGCGUGGACCCUUCGGCGAGACGGGUCUAACGCCCAUGCAGUGCCUGCAGAAGGUGCUCCAACCCCAGCUGGAUCAACAGCAUCCCUAUAGACCCUCUCUGCAACCCCUGGAAACCGCCUUCGAUUGCGUGAGCGAGUGCCUAAGGGAAUGCUGGGCGGAGAGGCCGGAGGAUAGGCCGGAUUUCAAGACCAUCCGCACAAAACUGAGACCUCUCCGCAAGGGAAUGCGGCCCAAUAUCUUCGACAACAUGAUGGCCAUGAUGGAGAAGUAUGCGAAUAAUCUGGAGGCCCUCGUCGACGAUCGAACGGAUCAGUUGCAGGAGGAGAAAAAGAAAACGGAUGCACUACUCCACGAAAUGCUGCCACGUUGCGUGGCCGAUCAGUUGAAGAAGGGUCACAAGGUGGAUCCGGAGCACUACGAGCAGGUCAGCAUUUACUUCAGCGACAUCGUCGGAUUCACAGCCAUGUCCGCCGAGUGCACACCGCUGCAGGUGGUGGACUUCCUCAACGAUCUGUACACCUGCUUCGACUCGAUCAUCGGGCACUACGAUGUCUAUAAGGUGGAAACGAUUGGGGAUGCGUAUAUGGUGGUCUCGGGAUUGCCGCUACGGAAUGGAGAUUUACAUGCUGCGGAAAUUGCCACCAUGUCGCUGCACUUACUCAGUGCUGUCGCGGAGUUCAAGAUCCGCCAUCGGCCCACCAACCGCCUGCUCCUGCGAAUCGGCAUUCACUCGGGACCCGUUUGUGCCGGUGUCGUGGGCCUGAAGAUGCCGCGCUACUGCCUCUUCGGGGACACCGUGAAUACGGCCUCGCGGAUGGAGUCCAGCGGGGUACCGCUGAAGAUCCACUGCAGCUGGCAGUGCCGCCAGCUGCUGGAGCGGCUGGGUGGCUAUCACUUCCAGGAGCGCGGCGUCAUCGCCAUGAAGGGCAAGGGAGACCAGCGCACCUACUGGCUGCUCGGCGAGGAUGAGGAGGCGCGAACGCGGCGCACCUACGAGAGAUCACAGAGGCGAGGAUCGAGGGCGCUUAACAAGUUCAUCCAGGGCACCAUCAAGCAGGCCCAGGAUCAGGCCAAUGAGUACGGAAUACGCUCCUCGCUAAAGCAAAAGACUCUACCUCGAAACUCUUUGACGCGAUCUUCUAGUUUAGAGUCGCCCAAGAAGCUGCGAUUCGCCGCAGGGAGUCUCCUGGAGCAUCAUCGAUAUCAUAGUGACGAGGCCCUGCUGGAAGUGGACUCCUAUACGGGACUGCGGCGUUCCUCCGGCGGAUCCACACAAUCGCGUUACGAGGAGACUACCCUUUCGCUGACCCUCUCCUGCCAAAGUAUUGAGAUCGUGGGUGGUCAGCACAACAAGAGGCGACCAUCCUCAUAUCCCACUGCCAAUACACCGCUGCUAAUGAACCAUGUGGAGGUCUAGUGGCCACCUAGUACUUAUUUACACCCAACUACAGGGAUCUUAGUGGAAUUUGUGUUCAGUACGUUUAGUUUUAGCCAAGUAUUUGUGUCGCUUUUGAGUGUCGUCCGCAGAUCCGCUAUCCUUGGGGGUCUGCAUUGUAAUAUUGUGGUAACUGUAGCAUCAGCAUAUUGUGAGAGUGAUUAUAAAUCUAGUCGUUGUUUAAACACACAUUCAUGCGCUAACCGAAAUCAAAUUAAAAUAGUCAAUAACCGUAACUAAAUGAUAUGAAUAAAGAGUAAAGAAAAUUAAACACUUAUUGUAUAGUCUAGGAUUAUCCAGGGACAUAUUUAUUAUGUACUGUGUGUUGCAAUUUGAUUCCAUUUCAAUUGUUGUGUCUUGGAGACAGUUGCUUUUAUUUUUGUAUAAUUGUAUUCAUUUGACAAACUUAACGAUUUCAUUAUAUAACUUUAGUUUAAAACCGAUUUGUGCAUUUCUCUAGGCAUUAUAAAUACAGUAUUUGAUUCGCCAUCCAAUCGCCAUAUAUGUAUUUUCGUGUAUC